Paramormyrops kingsleyae is the source of this 1264-nucleotide messenger RNA. Lineage: Eukaryota; Metazoa; Chordata; Actinopteri; Osteoglossiformes; Mormyridae. The record is from RefSeq and is a predicted model, not a curated record.
AUGAUUGUAGACGAGCGGAUUCUCAGUCUCUUUAAAAGGAACUGGCAGCAUACCCUGACAUACUGGAGCGUUUUCUUCAGUUUCGGACUCUGUAUCGCCUUCCUAGGUCCCACGAUCCUGGACCUUCGGUGUCAAACGCAGUCCACGCUGCAGGAGAUCACCUGGGUGUUCUUCUCCCAGCAGUUCUGCCUGCUUGUCGGUAGCUCGAUCGGUGGGGUCUUCAAGAAAACGCUUUUAUGUGCAUUGUCUGCCCUCCUCCUGUCCUCGCUGUCAAUCUCCCUGGUUUUUGCCAUCAUUCCCCUUUGUCACAAUGUGCUGCUGCUUGCAGUCGCUAUGGCCAUCGCUGGUCUGGCCAUGGGGGUCAUUGACACCAUCGCCAACAUCCAGCUGGUCAAGAUUUACCAGAAAGAUUCUGCCAUCUUCUUGCAGGCUCUUCACUUUUUCAUUGGCUUUGGUGCUCUGGUGAGUCCACUGAUUGCUGACCCCUUCCUGUCUGAGACAAACUGUGUGGUGAGCAAUGGCACUGGGAACACUACUGCUAUGAUGGAGCACCUGAGGAACACACUAGCAGGAGGCCCCAUGCCCAACAUAUCCCAGUACCAACUGCCUGUGGAGGGCAAGGUUAUCACGCAGGUCUCCUUUGCCUUCUGGAUCAUGGCCCUCAUAAACCUACCCGUGCCAAUAGCAGUAUUCAUGUUAAUGUUCCGGGAGAAGCUGAUUCCCUGCUGUGCCAGCGGUAUUCCACGAUUACUGGAUCGGGAUGAGCUUGCGAUAGAAACUCGUCAUGAGUCGAAUGCAAAAGACCCAGAUGCUGGCGGGUCUGGUUGUGCAGGACAUAGUGAUCCAUUCUGCUGCUGUCAGAAUAAUAGUCUGCGAGGCCUGCCCCCAUCCUUCUUCGGAAUCCACAUCCUGGGUGGGAUGGUUCUUUUUAUGACGGACGGCAUUGUGGGUGCUUAUGCAGGGUUUGUUUAUACCUAUGCAGUGGCACCCCCAAUGUCACUGGCACACAGGACAGCUGGCUAUUUGGCCAGCGUCUUCUGGGCAGCCAUUACUGUGGGCCGGCUUGUAUGCAUCCCUCUCUCCUACCGUUUCCAGCCUGUUCGACUUCUCUUAAUUAACCUGGUAAUGUUUUGUCUUAUUUUCACGAUGUUUUAUUUAUCUUUGUUGAAUGUUUAAACUAAUGUUAAUGUUCCAUAUACUUUUAUAGAAAUAUUUGUAACUAUUUUGAUAUUAUGUAUUUAGAUACAUAAUAUCUAAAUACAGU